AGUAUAUCCAAAUUCGCGCGUGUGUGUACCCUCAAGACGUUUAAAAGGUUAUUUUGUCCCUCAAAACUUAGGUUAUUUUGUGCGUUACUUACAGUACAGAAAUGACUGUUAUUUACGGAUUCUUCGCUCAGCAAUUGUUGGCAGUGGUUGCAAUUUUCUUCUUGACUCUGAUAUGUCGGUUUUACUGGAGUCACAGAAAGAUUUUGAGGGUUGCUAGAAGUUUGCAUCCGAUUCUACCAUCAUAUCCGCUAUUGGGACAUGGAUAUUUACUUUUUUCUGGCCUCGAUGCUAUGAUUAAUGCUGGAGUUAACGUUAUAAAAGACACACUAAAAGAAGGUGUUCAUAACAAGGGAGUGUUCUGGGCCGGACCUUAUCCGGUGUUCAUGGUUUCACAUCCGGAAGAUGCUCACAUUAUUCUCAACAAUUCUAAAUCAUUCGAAGGAGGUAUAGAAAAAUUGCUUCGAAAUUUCUUAGGAAAUGGACUAAUAACCGCACCUGCCAAGCUAUGGAAGACGACCAGACGGCAUGUGAACGUAAUGUUCCACCCUCGAAAUAUAGAUCGAAUGUUGCCGGUACUGAACGACAUUGGAAGAGAAAUCGCCUCCAAGCUGACUCACCACGUUAGUGCUGGACAAGUCGAUGUUGAGCCUCUAGUCUACCCUUUUGCACUAAAAAGCACCUGCAAACUGAUUUUUGGACCUGAAGCUGAAAUCAAUGUUGAGACCGAUAAAUUCAAGAAUGUCAUGAACGCCAUCACAGAUAUUUCACUCUUUACUUGUGAACGAUUUGUGAAACUUUGGCUAUGGCCGGAGUCCAUCUUUAAAACUCUCUGCAGUAAAAAAAUUAAGGAAAUAAAUGACAGCUGUGAUGAGUUCAUCAUUGAAGCUCUAGAGAAGAGCAGAAAACGUAGGAGUUCAUUAAGUACGACCCCUGACAAACAGCAGAUUGGUGACGGAGAAGAAAACGUGUCUGAUGGUCUAGAAACAAUAACAUUGCAAGAUACUUACAAAAGCCUCCAAAACCAUGUGCCAUCGGUCACAGAGAAAGAUCUCCACUACGAAAUAAGAAAUAUACUUUUAGGAGGUUCGGAAAGCACCAGAGUGACUCUAUCUUCUUGUCUCCUCGCAUUGGGCGCUCAUCCUGAUAUUCAGGAAAAGCUGUACAACGAAGUUAUGGCAGUCACAGGAUCGGAUAUAGGUAGUGACGUCACGCUGGAAGAUAUCCGAGACAUGCCUUACUUGGACCAGGUUUUGAAGGAAACACUCAGGAGGUUUAUAGUUGUUCCUAUAGCAUCUAGAACGGUCCAAGAGGAUAUACAGCUAAAGGGAUGGACGAUUCCUUCAGGAUCACUUGUGGCAGUUUUGCCAUUCGCUUGCCAUUACAACUCCAAUUACUACCCUGAUCCUGAUAAGUUUGACCCUGAUCGCUUCAGUCCUGAAAAUGUGGCAGCGAGAGACAGAUAUAGUUUCAUGCCGUUCAGCCUGGGCCCUCGUAACUGCAUUGGGAAAAACUACUCCAUGCUAGUUCUUAAGACCUUCUUAGUUCACAUUGUCAAGAGGUUCAAGUUUUCGACUACUGAAGACCUCACCUCUCUACCAGUGGCAGGAGGAGUCAUAACUGGACUUCUGAAUGGGUAUUGGGUCCAAAUAGAGCCCAGAAUACGAAAGUCGACUCCUCAAGAGUCUGUAGAAGGCCAUCCACUGCCAAAACCUUAUAUCUCACAGAUUCAUAACACCAGCAGAAGUGGGAAAUUCAUAGACUAGUUGUUCAUGGCCUGUGCUCAAAAUGUGUUCAAUAGUUUUAGAAAUUAUCCGAAAAAAUAUUGGCUAGUGAAAAGAGAUUUAUGAAAUUGUGAUAUCCUAAGUGUAAAAUAUUGUUAAUUCAUCACAAUCAAACUUCAUAGAGAGAGUAUUUAGUCGCAAAAAUGUUGGAAACCAACGCAUGGUCAAAACAGUGAGCGUAGCAAACAUAACAAAGGAAAGUUGUAAAACCAUUCUACAUUUUUGUGUGGAUAAACAUUUCAAUUGUUGUCAAGAGAACUUUACCCUACAUUGUUACCAUUAUAGAGUGUUUUUAGCUUUAAAUUAUACAAAAAUAAAUGUUAAUGUGUGUUAGUUCAUAAUUUAAUCUCAAACAUGUUGACAAUCUAUGUUAGAUUAAUAUUAGUGAAAUAAGCAAUGUUUUAUAUGUAGUCAUAUAUCAACAGUAUUACAUUUAAUGCCCAUGUUCAAAACUUUCCCAACGCUAACUCGUUGGAUAACUAUCAUUUAACAGACCUAAGGCCUGUGCAGCAGGCUACAAGCAGGAAAAUACGGCAAAGUAAGUUCAAGAAGGAUGUUUUAGAUAUAACAAGCUCAUAUAGUACUUUGCAUAAGCUUAUGUAUACGAGUAAGUUUUAGGAUAAAACUAACAUAUUUUUCAUCCAUAGACAGAUAGAAUGUGCAGAAGUAUAAAGUGGUAAAAUGACGAAAGCUGUUCAACUGUUGAUUCGAGGCGCAAUAUAAUGUUUAUAAUCGGUUUUCUGAACAUAUAGAUGCGGUAUAUUUUGUCAACUUUAACCUAAAGUAUUUUAGAGAAAUGUAUUUAAGUACAUUCACUCUUAAAAGAUAAUUUUAGGAAUAUAUCUGGUAUCAAGGUUAGGAAAAAAACAAACCUUUUAA
This is a messenger RNA of Macrosteles quadrilineatus (aster leafhopper), 2660 nucleotides long. Its product is annotated as cytochrome P450 4C1-like. The record is from RefSeq and is a predicted model, not a curated record. NCBI's taxonomy places the organism in Eukaryota, Metazoa, Arthropoda, Insecta, Hemiptera, Cicadellidae. Gene Ontology annotation, molecular function: oxidoreductase activity, acting on paired donors, with incorporation or reduction of molecular oxygen; monooxygenase activity; heme binding. Bases 102 to 1763 code for a protein of 553 amino acids. The transcript is spliced from 13 exons.